UCCAGGAUCGAUGUAUUAUGUGGCGCGUGCGCAUUCAGUCUCCGCCGCCACCGUGUCAGUGUCGAGCGAGAGACGGCCGGCACAGCUCGCGCCCGGGCGGGGAGGACUGUGAGCAACUAACCUUCUCAAGAUGGCGGCCGCCCGUAAGCUCGGAGUCUUGUACUCGUCGCGCGUCUAGUGAGUGUCCACCUGAGCAGAGUGCAGUGAUGUGAUGUGGUCCGGGCCCUCCGACGAGCAUGCAGCAUGAGCGAGGGCUGCGGGGGGCCCGCGUUCUGGCGGCCUAGCGGGCCCCGGCGCACGGCCCCCGGGGGGUGCAGUCGGAGCCGCACGGGGGGGCACUCCGGCCGCCCGCAGCGAUGCUCCCGGCGCCCGUAGCUGACCGAGCCGCCGCUGCCGCCGCCACCGCCACCGCGACCUGCCCCGCAGAAUGCCCCGGGCCCUCGCGGGCCUGUCGCUGCUCCUGAUGGCCGGCCUGGCGUUCGCCGCCACCCCGCCGCUCGAGGCCGUCUCCAGCUUGCUGUCGUCGAGCGACCUCCAGUGGGCCGUCUGCUCGCCGCCGCCGGCCCAGGCCCAGACCGCCUCCGGAACGGACCUUGGGCCCCUCUGUCCGCCGCCCUGCCCCGCCAACAGUACUAAGUCUACUCAGUGCCUUUAUUACUUGCAAGAAUCGCACAAAGAGGAGGUGUGCGGCCCCGACUUGGGUCCCGAGCGCAGGCGUGACGUGCUGCACGGACUCCGGAUGCGCCACUGCUGCGAGCACGCGGUCGACCAGGCCCUGCCCGAAGACGCCUUCAACGGCGGAAAGGCAUGCAGAGACAUGCUCGACACCCUCAUCAAGGCGGACGAUCUCGCCAGCCGCAUCGCCUGCGGACACGCACAGGUCCUCACCAGAUACGACUGCGGACAGACCUAUUCCAUCGCGCACCCCUGCUAUCGAUGCAAGCAAGCAUACCGACGGUGGGUGUGCAGUUAUCUGGUGCCUCAUUUCACACGCGCAGACGAGCGCGUGCGGCCCUGUCUCAGUGUGUGCCAGGACGUGGAGCAGCAGUGCCCAUACCUGUUACCGGGGGACUGGACGAACCAAACCGUUCCGCCGGGGGAGACGGCUCAUCCCACGCCACAGUACGCCGGGGAACCCACCUUCCUCUGUCUCGAUCCCAACAUCCCGGAGACGGGCGAGCAGAGGCUCAAUUCCUCGCGCGGAGACGAAGACUGUUGUUAUACGCACUGCGGCUCUCCGGGAAGGGGCGGCAGUGUAAUCGUCGGCGGCAGUGGUACCGCGGAAGUGCUCAAUGUGUGCGAGCACUGCCCAGGUCGACCUAGGAAGAACGCCGCCACCGGCGGCAGCAAGUCGACCACCGCCGCCCGGGGCGCGGCCGCCGCCAGGACUUGUAACAAAGUGUCAUUACUGUGGACCGCAUGGAUUAUUUCUCUAACACUAAUCGAACACAAACAGACCAUUUAUAACACAUUACAAUGUUUGUUAGUUCUGUGCGCGACCAGUGUGCGGACGACGCUGCUGCUGCUGAUGACAAAGUGGACAAAGACCAAGUGCGGAACGUGCUCAUAGAAUUAGGACUGUUAGGCGAUAUGUGUUCGUCCAAAUGCCCGAGGUGGUCUGCUCAUGACUGUCUUUUCAUUCUAACUGCUUUCUCAGUCAAGCCCUUUUAGUGCUCUUCGAGAAAUAUGGAACGGAAAAAAGCUCAAUUCUACAUAAAUUUUUGCAAGUAUUUAAACGAAAUCAAUAAAAUUUUAGCUCUUUUAUACAUUAAGUAUCACAAACAAUAUCACUAAAGUUUUCCCAAUAAAUUCUUAUGUAAUGUUGAUGGUUUCUGCUUAAUAAUUAGUCAAUAAUAUACUUGCAGUUAUCAAAAAUUGGAAAAAUUUUUUUUAAUCAAAAUCCUUUAUUUUACAAAGUCGACAAAGUAUAGGUUCAGAAGAGCACAAAGAUUAAUAUUCUGGAUGCUGGCCGUCCAAUGUAUUAUUUUUAAUAAAUAAAAAAAAUAAAAUAAUAAAACGUUUUAAUUUUUUUCAAAGAAUUUUAAGAAAAUCUCAUGUUUGAGUGUUUUAACACUUAAGUAAAAAAUCGGUCUUACUUCCUCAUAUAAUUCCAUCUUUCCCAACUAUUUUAUUACGAAAAUUUACCACGUAAUUUAUAUUUUCGAGUGGCAAAAGACUAAGCUGGCAGUAAAAUGGGAAAAUUAUGAAAUAAAAAUUCAUUACAAUAAAAAAAUAUUAUUCUUCAAGAUAGUUUCAUCUUGUAAACGGGAUAAUAAAAUAUUCUGCCGCAUUUUUUGCCGUUUAUGAAACUUCGAGGUUAAUUAAAGAAAAAAUCAGUCUGCAAAUUACUCAAAUACUUCUAAGUAUAAAUUGUUUGUUUAACAAAGUAGUUCAUUUAAGCGAUAUUGUUUAACUGUGGUUAAUAGUCAAUACUGUUUAAUCUAAAGUAAAAUUCAAAUUCCUUUCCAACCUGCUUUCACUAGGUCAUUAUUCAAUAAUUUAUGAAUUAGUUUAAAUAAAAAACAAACUUUAUCAUCAACAAGCUUAGAGACAAUAUUAUUUCAUUCUUUUAAAUUUGUAAAGAUAAAACUAAAGGUAGCAUUUUUCUGUUCCAUAUUUUGGUUUAAUUAACGAGUUGUUGACGAAUUUCUAAUUUGAAUCGGCCUGAGUUGGGGCCUGUCCUUGGGAUCUGAAAUCGUGCCAUUAUCUCAUUGAAACGAUACGAAACAAUAAUAAACAAUGCAGCUGCAUGACUGCCUCAUAACAUAAAAUUGUAAAAAAAUAUUUUAAUAAUUGUGUAAAUAAAGUCCUUGAAAGGUCGUGGACUUGCGUUAACGAAGAUUGUUUGUUUUUGGUGUUGGUUUUGGCAUUCGUCCCGCAUGAACAGACCACAGCUGGUGUGCGGAUUUUUUUUAGAAGAAUUAUAUCUUCAUGCACAUAGAAUUUGUCUAGGACUGCAAUGUAAAUGUGGAGUCAGAGAAAUACCGACGCACAAGUCAAUUAUCAGUUUGGUAAUGCAAUGGUGGAAAAAAGGGACGAGACCCGAGACAGGUAUUGGCUGACUCUCAUUUGUCUAAUGGCUGUUGCGAAGUAUAUAAUGAAGACUAUAUUAUAUUGUUGAUGUUGAAGAUAUAUUACUAAUUUUGAUUGAUUUAUUUUGAUACUACAGGAAAACUUUGUUGCAAUACGUUCUUGUGAAGCGUGCAUUACUUUUAAAUCGACUUAUAGAUCAAUACGGAUGUAACGUGAGGACUUUUGUUAUUUUUCAUCCAUUCCGGCCAAUGAAAGGAGUAACUCACUAAAUUGUUGAUGUUAUUAAAUUUGCAACGGCGUUCUGACAGCAGCUGCAACAUUUCAAACCACCCACUCCAGAUAGAUUCCACUUGAUCGGAUAGAUUUCUUUUGAUCCGCACACUUGUGAAAAUAAUCGCCUUUGGUUUUUCCAUGAUGUGGCUUGCUGCUGGACGUCUAUGUGCAAUCACGAAUCGCUCUUGUUAUUGCUUUAGUUCCGACAGUUGGCUCUCGAAGAAAUGCAACCGAGUCGUUUGUCCAGAACCUCCACUCCACCUUUGAUAUACUUACGAAUCAGCCACGAAGCAGUCACCUAGUUGCGAUUAUGCUAUACUUUGUUGAUGUACAAUUUGCGUUCUCAAUUAGUUGAACGACUUAUUUGGCAAAAAUUAAAUAAAAUACCUAGACGUAAAUGCAGAUCGAAAAGGUAAUAAAAUAUUGUUAAAUGUGAGAUCCUGUAGUUAUAUUGGAGCGUAGCCAGUUCGAACGGAUCAUAACGUAGCUGCAAUUAUACUUCUGAUAGAGAGAACACCAUUUUUAGUUUGUGCAAGAAUGUUUCCCGACUGCCAUCAAUAUAUAUUUUACGAGUGCUUAGUGAUACCAACUGAUAGUGUUAUUUUAACAAAAAUACUCAACGACAAACGGCACAACCUCUUCAUAUCAACAGAUGACUUUCCUGUGCGGCUACCCACUUUUCACUUCUUCGGUUUGAUUUGUUCACGACAGCUUUCGAAAAAUUGUGUUCAACAUACUCCUAAUUUUAAGAUUUUUAAUGUGCAAAACUCAUUUUAUACGAAAACGUGCCCCUGGCGACACCCUUAACUAAACAUUUUUUACCACUGUAAAAUGAGUUUUUCGGAACAGUCUCUGCCAUUUUGCCUACACUUUACUGCAGCUAAGACAAUUUAUUAGAAAAACGCGCACAGCAUGGAAUCAGUUCAUUCAAUUCAAAUUUAAUUUAUCACAACAAAAUGGCAGGAUCUAUACCCACUGUGCAAAAAAAAUUCGUUAGCAACCACCGCAAUUCCACACAAGUCCCACUAAGAAUUCUCUCACUGUAUUACAAAAAAUAUUCCAAAUUUCAAAAGUUAUUUUUACUUGCAGCAAAUAUAAAAAAAUGAGCUCAAAAUGUUAACAACAAUAAAGUUCCGAAAAAUUAUAUUUCGAGAAAAAUAAGCAUAUAUUUUAGCAUAAAUAUUUAUUUCGCUGAACAAAUAAUGUGUGCUGUACUCUUUGAACUAAAAAUUGUGUAAAUGAUGAUUAAAAUGGUGAGAAAAAUAGAAAGAAACGUAAGCAUGUAAAAGAAACCAAUUGAAGUGUCAUAUUAAAUACAUUAUUUAAACCCACUUUUAACCAAAUUUAUUUAGAAAUAACAAGUUACAGAAAAAUCGCAUAACAAUAAAGAAUAGUUUUACUUGUUAUUACAAUUUAUUUAUUCUUUACUUCGUCGAGAAAGACACCAUUUUUGCAUAAUUUUAUUUCAAAAAAUUAACAAACCAGUUAUGUAAUUAAAUACCGUUAUUUCAUUUUUAUAUUUUUUAUAUUCUUGGUUCGUCUCACUCGCCUAAAAACACUUAAUAAAUGGAUGAAUGAAAUCGACCAAAUACACAAUUACAAUGGAACUCCAAGAGAAAUCAAUAAGAAACAAAAAACUGGUGUAAAGAAAAACAGCGCCAGUCUAAAAAUUCGGAAAAAUGUUGCGUUUUCAGUUUACAAAAUUUUACAGAUUAAAACUUAAUAGGGUUGUACAGUAAAUUUUGGCUUUGUACUGUUUUUCAUCUCACGUACAAUUGAUUUUUUACCAAUUUAUAAAAACUUUCAGUUUUUUUAAAAGCCUGAUUUUUUAGAAAUUAUCAAGUAAAAAUAACAUUUCGUUAUACUGCAUCUGAAAGAAAAUGACACACUAGUUACUAUUCGUAUUUUAGGUGCUUUUUGCACAGGAAAAUUUACGUUUGAGAAAUUCUGGUUGGGACAGCCUGUUUAUGUUUGCAAUUUUUUGCUUUAGCUCAUGAACAAGCAGCCAAAUAGUUGUACAAACUAAAGCGUGAAGCAUUUACACGUCGCUUAUUUGUAUAAUAAUUUAAAUCAGGGUAAAAUUCGUAUAUUAUUACAUUUGUUAACUUUGAAAUAAAAUGUUGAAUUGUAAAAAGCGACCAAACCGAGACAUUAGAACUUUACAAGUGCAACUAUUUGAAUGUUGGUAGAAAACGAAAAACUUUGCAUUGAAAUCUCCUUUAAAGCUCCGUUAAUUUGCGUCAGGUUCACGUUGUACUAUUAAGAAAAAAAUGUGAAAAAUGUUUGUGUGCGUAUGUUUUAGUACAGAAAUCAAAAUAUAUAUUAUAUUGUAAAAUUAUGGUAUUGGGAACGACUCUACGUAGCUAAAGGUCUAGAUUCGUCCGCAAUGCGAGAGUGUCGCUAGUGGUCUCAUGUUACUAGCUGUGUUCGUUAGAGAUCUCUGCAAACGCUGACCAUACGGAGGCAUGCUUGGCCGAUUUUUGUGUAUAACAUGGACAUGGUCGAGACCGUCCUGGGACCAUCCGAUAGCAAAGAUCUGGGUCUAGUUGUAAAGGUCGCUCAGAAUUUCGCCAUUGUCCUCGCGUUUAGUUUACAGCGAAUUUUGUUCUCGGAGAGCAAGCCUUAUGACGCAAUAUGAGUGUGUGAAAGAUUUUUUCAGUUUUGUUCGCAACAAGCAUGCCUUUGUACCGAUUUAUAACAUUUGUAAAUUUCGUAAACGUUUCCAUCAAAAUAACUUUGUACUUUAGUCAGAGAUUAAGGCGGAGUUGGUUGUUGGUUUAGUAUUAAAAGUUGUCAAACAAUGUUUAUACAAUCUGUAUUAUGAUUUGUGCCAAAUUCCCACAAAGUACCCCUGCAAAUAUUUGACUCGAACCAUUUCGGAAGCUCUCUUCAUUUGAGUACUUAUGGUUUUUUCGCUCUGAUGCUGGUUGAUUUACCUCGGUUAUCUUUCAAAUAUGGCUCAAGAAUCAAUGUAAAUGCCUUCAACAAUGCAAAAUGGAUUCUAUUCCAAUAGGAUCGCAUCGGUUAUGUUUCAGACUAAACUAUGCAAUAAUGAAGAGAAUUUAGCGCAACAAAUGCAAGAAAAAUACAUUUGCUCUGCUUUGCAUUGUUGUAAUUGUUGUUAAUGUUACAAGAUAUAUACUUAUUGUUGCUAGUGCUAGCGUUGUUGUUGUUACAUUCAGAUAAUAGUUAUAUAUUUUUAUUUAUUUUAAAAAGAGAGAAAGAGAGAGGCAAUGAUCUUUCAUAACGUAUACAUUAUAAAUUUAAGACAAAUAGAAUUUAAAAACGUAGAUGUUAGUGGCUCUUUUCACUCAACCUGCACAAAUAGUUGAUAGGAAUGGAAUUUAAAAUAACUGUUUUUACCGUCUGAUGACAGACCUCACACACAAGCCCCAUUUUUGACACAUAUUCCCAAAGAAAAUUAACUGAAAUAUUGUAAAUGACUGAAUAAGCAUUUUUCUAACAAAUAACAAGUGUUGUUAUUAGUGUAUAUAGGUAUAUCUAUAAGUAGUCUAAGUAAGACUUAAUGAUAACAACUGGGAUGACCAGAUUUUAUAUGAAGCCAUUUCAUCUGUAAAUAAACUUGAAUGUACCUAAUUAUUUAUAAAAUAGUUCUUUUGUUCGACAAAAUAACGAAAAUCACUGUUGUAAACACCAAAUUGCAUCAUCGGUCGGUAAUGACGAGAGUCAGAUAUUUGCGGUCGGAUUAUUGGAAGAUUCUCUAUUUUAAUUGCAAGUCAAGUUUAUUCUUCCAUCGAGGUAUUUUUGUGGAAACGUUGUAUGAUGAUUGUAUAGAGAUUAAGCUAAAGUUGCAGGAAUUUAAUAUAAAAACUAAUCUAUAAGUCCCAAGAUUAUUGAGUUAAGGUUGAAAGUUUUUUUAUUAGUGAAAAGUAUUAUAAUAUUGAAAAACGAUGAAAUAAAAAAUUCAAACUA
Tribolium castaneum (red flour beetle) is the source of this 7239-nucleotide messenger RNA. It is a transcript of the gene Mid1, whose product is annotated as Mid1. Gene Ontology annotation, cellular component: plasma membrane. The transcript has 3 exons. Bases 428 to 1570 code for a protein of 380 amino acids. Gene Ontology annotation, biological process: calcium ion import across plasma membrane. Gene Ontology annotation, molecular function: protein binding; stretch-activated, monoatomic cation-selective, calcium channel activity. The record is from RefSeq and is a predicted model, not a curated record. NCBI's taxonomy places the organism in Eukaryota, Metazoa, Arthropoda, Insecta, Coleoptera, Tenebrionidae.